Caenorhabditis briggsae is the source of this 819-nucleotide messenger RNA. RefSeq names its product Protein CBR-PQBP-1.2 (gene Cbr-pqbp-1.2). The coding region runs from base 1 to 819 and encodes 272 amino acids. The transcript has 2 exons. The record is from RefSeq and is a predicted model, not a curated record. Lineage: Eukaryota; Metazoa; Nematoda; Chromadorea; Rhabditida; Rhabditidae. Gene Ontology annotation, molecular function: protein binding.
AUGCCGCUUCCACCGGCGCUUUUGGCUCGUCUUCAAAAGCGAGGAAUUAUCAAGCAAGAGGAGGAAGUUAUCGCUGAAAACUAUGAUAAAGAGCCGGAGAAAAAGCAGCGAUUCGAGGAGAACGCCUCCGGAGCGCCUGGCUGUCCGAACAAAUAUAAUCAAUAUCAUGUCUGUGUGGAAUUUUGCUACGAUCAUUGGGGAGACGGUACUCCAGAAUAUCGUUUGCCAGAAAAAUACGUGGCGAAUAAGAAUCGAAUGCUAGCCAACUUCCCUUUGCCAGAAAACUGGGUCGAGGUGUAUGAUGAAGGAAUUUCCAAGUACUAUUUUUGGAAUAAGCUCACUGAUGAGGUCUGCUGGUACUCUCCACGUCAUCCUCGUGCUAUUAUCAGUGAUCCAGCACCCAGAAUUGCCAAGGAGCAUGCGCCGGCACUUUUCGGAGAUUCUGGAGCAGGAAUUCCGGAAGAGGACAACGUGGCACGACGGAAGAAUCGAGGUGGAAACGAAAAGCCACGUGGCGAGAAGCGGAAAAAGGGGCGGGGCGAUCCAAUGAUGCAAGAUGGACCGGAAUCUGAUGAGGAUGAAGUGCAGGAGAUGAAUAAUAGGGAUCGGCUUAAAAGAGCGAAAAGGAAGGGAAUCGAUCCGAUGGACCCGGCGGCGUACGGUGAUGCUCCUGUCGGCAAAUGGUCAGACGGACUUCGUGUAGAUCAAGUGACCGGUGCUGACGUCACCGCUGGUGGACCGCUAUUUCAACAGAGACCCUAUCCGGCUCCAGGAGCAAUUCUCAGGAAGCAGAAGCCACAAGACGAGGAGGAGGAAUAA